UCCAUAUGAAACAACAUACAACACUUUUAAAUACAUUCAUUUGAACUGCAAGUCCCUUUCAGUCUGCUUAUCAACACAAUGGCAUCAGAAAAUGAUAAAGCAGUGCUUUGGACAAUCUUCAAUCCUACAAGCCCUUUUGGAGAAAUUCCUGGUUUAAACCAAGAGGAAGAGCCUGCAGAUGAUGACUGUUCCUUUGACCCUAGUCUGCUAAAGCAGGUGAAGAAUCUGGAGUUGUUAGGAGUUUCUGCUGCUGAAUCUGGGGAUUUGAAAACAGCCCUGAGUCAUUUAAACCAGGCCAUCCAGAUACUUCCUAUGAGAGCUUCAGCCUAUAACAACCGUGCUCAAGUCAAACGUCUACAGGGAGACACUGACAGUGCGAUUGAGGAUUUGGAACAGGCCAUUUUAUUGAGCAAGGGGACCGGCCGCACAGCCUGUCAGGCUCUUGUCCAGCGAGGCCUCUUGCUCAGAUUGGCAGACAGGGUGGAUGAUGCCAGGGCUGACUUUGAGCAGGCAGCAGCCUUGGGUAGCAAUUUUGCCAGACAGCAGGCUGUAAUUCUAAACCCUUAUGCAGCUCUAUGCAACCGCAUGCUUUCUGAAGUCAUUAGCAACCUACGAAACCCAAAGGUGCCAGAGACACAGUAAAAAUGAAGUGACUUCAAAAGUCAUUUAUGGAUGAUGUAGGCAAUCCUGGAUUUAAAUGUAUACAUAUCUCUUUUGCAAGAUAUGUAAUAAAGAUAACUUUGAUAUUUCA
Clarias gariepinus (North African catfish) is the source of this 751-nucleotide messenger RNA. It is a transcript of the gene ttc36, whose product is annotated as tetratricopeptide repeat domain 36. Gene Ontology annotation, biological process: cilium assembly. Lineage: Eukaryota; Metazoa; Chordata; Actinopteri; Siluriformes; Clariidae. The record is from RefSeq and is a predicted model, not a curated record. Gene Ontology annotation, molecular function: protein binding. The transcript is spliced from 3 exons. The coding region runs from base 79 to 642 and encodes 187 amino acids.